AUGGGGGUUCUAAUUGACGCGCGACCCGCGAUGAUUGACACGCACAUUGAGGAGGAUGCCCGGACUCAUGACGGUAUUCCCAACAUGCCGCUUCUCUCAUCGACCGGGAUGAAUGGGUGGAGUGAAGCGAGGCCAGUUUUGGGAGAAAACACGACAAGCGCACAUCGAGCUCAGAAGCAGACAAGGCCUCUGGAGAUUGUGGACAGAUAUAUCGACGAGCCGCGCCCGCUCAAAGUCGCAGUCAUUGGUGGCGGUCUCGCAGGAAUCCUGGCAGGUGUUCUCCUACCGGUCAAGGUGCCCGGAAUUCAGUUGACCAUCUAUGAGAAAAAUGAAGAUUUUGGAGGGACGUGGCUCGAGAAUAUUUAUCCUGGUGUCAGGUGCGAUAUACCAUCGCAUGUCUAUCAAUCAACAUUUGAACCGAAAAAAGAUUGGUCCGACGAGUUUGCACCCGGAUGUGAAAUUCGCGACUACUGGCAGUCGGUUGCUAGAAAGCACAACGUAUACCAGUAUGCUAAAUGUAAGCACCUGGUAGAAGGUGCAGAAUGGGACUCUGAUGCUGGAAAAUGGCACGUUACUGCCCGAAAUCUUGAACAGAAUGAGGUCAAGACUGUGGAAUAUGACUUUGUGUUGACAUGCAUUGGUCGAUUCAACAAUUGGCAGCUACCAACCUAUCCCGGCAUCAACGACUUCAAGGGCACUUUAAGACACACCUCGGAUUGGGAUCCCUCGUUUGACCCCGACGGCAAGAAAGUCGCCGUCAUUGGAAACGGGGCCAGUGGUAUUCAGGUAGUUGCUGCGCUUCAAAAGACUGUCGCUCACUUGGAUCACUACGCCAGGAACAAGACAUGGAUUGCAACCUCGUGGGCUGGAGAUGAAAGAACGGCUGGAGCGCAACCCAUCAAAAAGGACCUUCAGGAUAUCUUUGAGGAUUCUGCAGUAUACACCAACUACAGGAAAGAACUAGAAGACAAAUACUGGCGUGGGUUCCCGGCUGUUCUUCGUGGAAACGCCAAAAACGCGAACCUCAAGACGAGCUUCAUCGAAGUGAUGAGGAAGAGGCUGUCUAAGAAGCCGAAAAUGAUGGAGCACAUGGUUCCGGAUUUCUCUCCCAACUGCCGACGCCUGACCCCAGGCCCUGGCUAUUUAGAGGCAAUUACCGAGGACAACGUGGAUUAUAUUCGGACCCCGAUCCGCAGAGUGACUGCCACAGGCAUUGAGACAGAGGACGGCAUUCACAGAGAAGUUGAUGCUAUUUUCUGCGCCACCGGAUCCAAGACGGAUCUGGUGCCGCGGUUCCCCGUUCGAGCAAAGGGCAAGACACUGGCUGAUGUUUGGGCGCCUGGCGGGGAGAAAGGCUACCCAUAUACCUACAUGGGAAUCGCGACGCCAGGAUUUCCCAACAUCCUGUUCGUCCAUGGACCGUACGGUACAGGCCCGUCCGGCACCGUGCCUCAAAGCGUGGAGAGCCAGCUGACGUACGUCGCAAAACUGCUCCGAAAGGUGUCCAGGGAAGGUAUCAAGUCGGUCGACGCCGACUCCAAGGCCGCUGACGACUUCAACGAGUUCUCCGACGCCUUCUUCAAGACGACCGUCUUUUCGGACAACUGUAGCUCGUGGUACAACGGCGGCAAGCCCGGUGCCCGGGUGCACGGCAUCUGGCCCGGCAGCGCCGCGCACCUGACGAUUGUGCGGCGCGAUCCCCGAUGGGAGGACUGGAACUACGAGUACAUGUCCGGCUCCGGCAACCGAUUCCACUGGUACCUGGGCAACGGCUCGACAAGGCAAGAGGCAGAUCCUGCGUCCGACAUGACGUCCUACCUUCGGAACCCCGAGGAUGUUGAUUUAAAAGACAUUCACGAGAGCUGGUGGAGCAUCCCAUAG
Cordyceps militaris CM01 is the source of this 1881-nucleotide messenger RNA. RefSeq lists its product as uncharacterized. Bases 1 to 1881 code for a protein of 626 amino acids. The record is from RefSeq and is a predicted model, not a curated record. The transcript is spliced from 2 exons. Lineage: Eukaryota; Fungi; Ascomycota; Sordariomycetes; Hypocreales; Cordycipitaceae. Gene Ontology annotation, molecular function: flavin adenine dinucleotide binding; NADP binding; N,N-dimethylaniline monooxygenase activity.